Eimeria acervulina is the source of this 8157-nucleotide messenger RNA. Its product is annotated as 1,3-beta-glucan synthase component domain-containing protein, putative. NCBI's taxonomy places the organism in Eukaryota, Apicomplexa, Conoidasida, Eucoccidiorida, Eimeriidae. The transcript has 29 exons. The record is from RefSeq and is a predicted model, not a curated record. Gene Ontology annotation, biological process: (1->3)-beta-D-glucan biosynthetic process. Bases 1 to 8157 code for a protein of 2718 amino acids. Gene Ontology annotation, cellular component: 1,3-beta-D-glucan synthase complex; plasma membrane. Gene Ontology annotation, molecular function: 1,3-beta-D-glucan synthase activity.
AUGGAGCCUUUGGGGCAGCCUCAAAUGAUCGGGGUCGGGGUAGGGGUGAACUCACUGGAGCGCGAUCGCCUGGUCAAGGCGAACAUCCUGUACAUUGACGGAAGAGACCUGCGUCGGAGUCGAGUCUUGGACUACGCCCCACUGGGUCGAAAUAUACAGGAAAAAACACAAGAAAGUUUAAGUGACGAACCUAUCGCCAGGAGCAACAACGACAGCCUCCUCUCCCGUUACGUGCUCGAAAUACUCGUGUUUUUGUGCAACUCAGACUCCCGCUUCUACGCCAAAAAAUUCGGAGUUCCCACACUGGACUAUCGGAAAUCCCUCCAGAAUUGCAAUAAAGAGACCGCUGCUGGGGCGCUGCGCACACCACCUUAUACAAUCGAACAGACUAUUUGGUACGUGGUGAAGGGGCAAUAUCGGUUUCAAACAGAAAGCAUGUACAAUCAGCUGGAGGACGUGUGUGUCAGCAUUUUGAACUUGUCUCUCAUGGAAGCCCCACCUGGCAGCCCUUCCCUAGGCCCUGACGUUUUGCUUGCUUCUCUCGACGAGUAUCACUCCCGCUUAUUCGCGAAUUACUACAAAUGGUGCGACUACUUGGGGGCGGCACCUUUCCCCUGGAGGUCACCGCCUUGGCUCGAUGAGAGCGUUUGCGCAAAAGAUGCUGCGCUGGCCGACGGCGAGGAUCGCGACGGCGCUGCUAAUCCGACAACGGAGAUAUUUUCCCCAGAGACGCGUCAAGAACUCCAGCAGAUGAUGUUUGAGGUCGCUACAUUUAAGCUGCUGUGGGCAGAGGCAGCAAACCUUCGCCAUACUCCUGAGCUCCUGUGCUGGUUGUUUCACUGGUUUUGCAUGGCGUGGGACAAGGAGUACAGACCUGAAGAGGAUUUCAUCGACUUGAUCCGUGACGUCAUUCAACGAAUCCGAGACGAACAAUGGUACAUGGCAUCGUCUCUGCGCACCCCUGACCACAAUGCGCGACUGAUCUACGACGACUUCAAUGAACUGUUUUGGAGCCGUCAAUGCCUUGACAUCCUUCACCGACGCAACGAAGAGACAGAUGAUUCUGAACAAGAAAGUACACACAAAGUUCAAAUGACUCACCAGUCAGCUGACAGAAUGUUCUCGUCAGAUUGCCAACGCGCCUCAAACCCGAGACCCAAGUCUCAACAUAAUAAGGACUGCUUGAUAGGACUAACCGUAUCACGAGAAAACUUGAAUGCUGUAGUGGCCGAACUCUCCUGCGCGUCAAAGCCUGGAUCUGGAGUCAAAACCUUCGUGGAGCACAGGACCUACGCACAACGCGUGCCUCUUUAUGUUCAGGUUUUGCGCAACUUUUGGCGUGUAUUCGCGUGGCACGUGACCACGUUUGCUGGCAUUUUCCUGCUCUAUGCUGUACUGGAUGAAGAAUCGUCCUACUCUGCACAAAAGCAGUGGGCUGUCAUGACUCUGACGGCUACUUUAACAUAUGGGAUGCUCCCUGUCUUUGACUUAAUGCUUGUUGACUAUCGGACUCUAAUGAGGCCGCAGUGGUGGCAGCUCGCAUGGAAACGCGUUCCAAUCCAUUCUGCAAGAAUAGGCUUUGCGCUAGCGGCUCUUGUGACAGUGGCAAUGGACGGACUUGAUUCCGCUCACCUGCAGUGGACUGGUUACAAUCACAAACUUGAUGAGUUCUCCCCUCACUGCGCUUUAGGUCUUUUGAGCAUUCUGUACUGGGCUUUCUUCGUAUGCCAUUGGGCUCACUAUUUUCUUUACGUGCGCGUUCAAGACCGCAUGCCGUUCUUUGUUUUGCUGUGGAGCAACAAGUGGUUGGCACCCUUGAGCAAGCCUUCAACCUAUACUGGCAGUGUGCCACUGCUAGCCGAGAACUUUACAGACGUGGUGAGCCAGCUUGUGCUUGCGACGUCGGAGCUGCUCAGGGCUCGCUUUAUAUGGUUACCAGCAUUCCUCAUAUGGCUCUUCGACAUGCAGAUCUUCUUUCUGUUGUUUGGAGCUUUUUACGGAAGCAUUGACGGCUACAUUCGGCGGGUUGGCUACAUAACAAACUGCCGAAAGAUCCAGCAGCGCCUCCUGCCUAUGCUACCUCUCACAGCAGUCUUCCGUCUACCGGGAGAUAAAGCGAUGGAGGGCAAACACCUAUUCAAAAGUAUGCCCUCUGGAAUAAAGCAGCUACCUGGAGCUCUGCAGGCUCGCCGCUCAAGCAAUGUGGAUCGGUACUGCCGCCGGGGGACCCUUUCUAGGAUGCCCACAAGUGCUCGCGACCAACGACAGUGGUGCGCGCCACCACCUGCAUUCGCCCUUUCAGGCGCGGCUAAUGACUUUCGCGGUCUUUCUGCGCAAUAUGCAAAUACCGGUGACCCCUACGUGAACAUGGUGCCUCAUAUGAUGGCCCAGACAGUGACUGGGGCAGAGUUUUCAAGCGCAGAUAAUGCAAAAGUCAAACGUGACCAAGCUGCCAUGAAGAGGUUUGGAUUUAUUUGGAAUGAGAUUAUACAGAGUUGGCGCGACGAAGAUAUCAUAUGCCACGCUGAACAAGAAAAGCUCGAGUUUAAUGAGUUACCCCGCGUGCUGCUGGAAGCAAACAGCCUGGCAGAUUUGUACUUAGACCGUGGAGGUGCGGUGUUAGACUGGCGUCAAUCGAUUGUACGCCACCCCGUCUACGUCUAUUGCAACGAACUAUCUGGCUUUCUGAAGAGCUGCGAGGACUUUCACUUCCAGGCAAACGGCGACAUGCUCCGUCUAUGCAGCAAACAACAGUUAGCUAAGAGUUUUUACCGCGAGUACUUGUCAGCAGACCCCAGCGCGAGGCAUCCUAAGUUUGAAAAGUCGAUGCACCUGCAAGCUUGCCAAGAAAUCGCUGAGGCUUUGAUGCUCUACCUUGCACGCUACUUCAGAGAAGGCCGUCAGCUGGUUUGGGCGAUGGGAGAGUUGUGGUCAUGGGUAGACAAAGAUUGCACUAGGUUAUUGUGGCUCAACCUUAAAGGCCUAAAGCCUCUCUCCAGUGCACUGCAUGAUGUUUUCUCCCUUGUGCAAAAGGCCAGCGUUUUGGACCCGAGUCACGCAGAGUCCUUGGCAAAAGCAAACGCACAGCUAAAAAAGACAUUGCUUGCAAUGAUCAUGUUGCCAAGCAGUGAACCAGAAGAACUCGGUGGGACGAACAUCCCACUACCUGUGCAAGAGUAUGUGAAGGCCGUAAGUGUUUGCUUCGGUUCGCACUCGAUGAUUAAAGAUAUUCCUUCGAUAUUGCCAGCUCCCCUACAGCGCGCUGAAGUGGCGGUCAUGAUUGAACAGCUCGAAAUAAUUUUGCAGCAUACCUCUCUGUUACUCCUUUCCAGUGAAGAAGAAAGGGAUUCAGUGAAUGCCGGUGACCUACCACUGCUUCCUGAAGAACUGGCGGAAAUGCGUGCACUUCACGCGCAACUUGGCGAAGCGGACGCCAGCGUAGUUUUGGGAGAUAACAGGUCGCAAAGUGGAAGGCCCCCUGACAGAGAGCCAGCAGAGUCAAGGAGGACUGCAGUGGUGGAACACGGGCUUAGGAUGUUUUUUCGGAGGGCUGCACGCAUUCUUAAGGCUGACGACCCAUCUUUCAAAUGUGCCGAAACUCAACGAAGGUUCGGCACAUUUGUGAAUUCUCUUCUUAUGAAAAUCCCCGAGACCCCUCUGGUUCGCAAUAUGGUUUCGAUGAUGACCUUAACACCGUACUACAGAGAAGAUACGCGCCUCGACUUGCAGGAUCUGGAGAAGCGAACCGAUGAGGGAGUGUGCAAGAUGGAUCUCCUCCGCAGUCUACACCCAGUUGAGUUCGACAAUUUCAUUGAGCGAGUUGACCGCGACAGGGACAUGUUCACCAUUAGACAAGAAAUAGAAGAUAGGGUUACGGAUUCACCUGAACGGCGCAAUUUAGCCCUAAGAGACAUCCGCACCCAAAUGCAGCAAUGCGGGCUGCUCCAUCGAUACGAUCGAUUCUGCGAAAUGCUUCAAGAGUGGGCAUCAUACAGGGGCCAGGUUCUCAUGCGCACAGUUUACGGCAUCAUGUAUUAUGAGCAAGCUGUUCGAAUGCAGGCAUGUCUUCUGGGUUCGGCGCCCACAGAAUGCCGCAGCUCGCAGUACCGGAGAAUGAUGAGUCGUUCGCAAAACAAGCUUUCAGCUUUGCCUAACCUAUACAUUCCUGAGCUCGCCCAACUGAAAUAUCAAUAUGUGGUUGCUGCCCAGGAGUUUGGGGCGGACCUUGCAGCACAGCCGCCGACAGGCGGGUGUGAGCCUUCCCCGUUGCUGCGUGCUCAGCUGCUUAGAAAGGUGGCCCUUUAUAAGCUUUUAGUACGCUACCCAACCCUGCGGAUCGCAACGCUGGAACAUGAACGCACUCCCGACGGCAGGCCUACAGGUCACAAACUCAGUGUCCUUUACCGGCUGACCGCCGACAUUGAUCCUACUGGACAGCGAAUUUCCUCUUUAAAUGCAGCCGCCAUGACAGAGAUGAAGACUGCAGGAAGGUUCGUUAGGUCGGCAGAUGGAGAAUUGGUCCCGGCGCACAUUCCCAAUCUUUUAAUCCCUGCACCGCGCUUACCUGUCUGUACGCCAGGAGCUAAUAUGGAAACAGGGUCUACCGUUACACUUAAACCCAGGUGCGGGACCAGCAGCAGCGGAGGCACUGGAGGGGAUCGAUCGGGCGAGGUUGCUUCUAGGCGCAGCAGCAAAUCGCCAUCUAAUUCUAUCAAACACCAAGUGUUGGCGGCUUCCGCUGAGGUGUCGCCUAGCACCUACGGGCGCGGCAUUGUUGGGAAAGUUGUGCAGGGCAUGACAAGGCAUCGGCAUGCAGACUCCCGACAGUACAUCCGCACAAGCAUUGUAGAAGGUACCCGUCAACUACUGAAAAAGGGGUUCCUAUGUCCUGAAACAGAACCAGCAAUCGGUGGUCCUAAAGCUAACGAGUUAGGCAACAGCGUAGAAGUCCACACGUCGGCGUCACCUGCGAAACCUGAAGUACAGGCACAAUCAAAUCCCCUGUUGGCCUCUCGAUUCCCUAGCAAGGGCGGGGGAGUGACGACAAGUGGAGGCGCUGGGGAUUUCGAGUCUAGGAUUGCGCGGGCUAUUCACUGGCUGCGCCAGAAAAAAGAAUGUGACCGAUCAUUAUUUGCAGCCCGAACAAAGAGUGCUUUUCCGUAUCCAACUUCUUCUCAACAAGGAACCAGAGAUCCGGAUUCGAAUAAUCGCUUAACGUUUGCACAUCCUGAGGCAGCUGGAGGGGCAAGGAAAACUUUCCUGUCCAUGUUGCAGCAAGGGCUGCCCGAUGGUCCUGAGGCAAAGCCAGCGGAGGCUGCCAGAUGCAUCGUCAAUUCGUUUGAAAGGACCGAUUUCACUGCUAUGAUAGUUGAGCGUUCAGGCGAUUCAGGAUCUGCAGGAAUCUCGUCUGCCAACAGACUUCAGACAGAGAUUCAGUUGCGUCAAGCUCCUCUUCAUAGCGCAAGUCCACGGGCUCCUCUUUCGCACAGAAAAGCUAGGGGGGGCAUCACGGCUGCCUCACCGGAAAAGGGGGACUGUGAAUACCCAAACAACCUUCCGGCUCAGCCGAACCCCCCUGACUCGAGCAUGAGCCGCUUCCAAUCGCAGAGAGACUCUGCGCGCCUACCACACUAUGCCCCUGACUGCUUGCCCAAUAUUGCUCCCACUCCAACGCUUCUGGAAGCCCAAUUUGCUCGCGAUUUGGCGCGCGAUUGCAUGGGCGCCACGUCAUCCGUUGGCUGUUCUGGCGAGCCCCAAACAGUAGCUGUUCCCCUUGGCUCUUGCCAUGACGAGGGAAAGAAAAGCAUGGAUUGCUCGGGUGAGUUUUUCGCGAGAGUCAUCCGCUGGAGGACUCAAACAUCAAUGCGGAAUGCUGCUUGUUGGUUGGAUUGGAGCAGCCCUGCUGAUGCACCAGGUGCCGAGCACACUUCAGGACUGAGAAGACACUCCAUCAUAACUCUGCAUCCUAGGCAAGAGAGCGCCUUGUUGUGGACUGCCUUGCCGACCACGGAAGCCCGCCGUUUGGAACAUGUGAACUCUACUGGAUGGCCUGAAGAAUCUUUGGUGGCUAGUAACAAGGACGCCGUCAAUGCUAACAGCCAAAAUAGAGUAGGAAUUGGGCGGCAUACACCUUCCGUUGGGGGGCUGCUCCAUCGCCACGAAGCCUUUCACCGAACAGAGUUCCAAGUUUCUCCUCACGCUUUGGAGGCAAGGAGCACACUGAGCAGGCAAAAUAACCACGAUUGGCAAGCCAACAAACGCCAGCCAGUUUCUCCCAUCGACUUGGGAGCAAAUGAAGAGAAGCACGACCCUCGCUCGAGGUCAUCAAGCACUGCCGCCCAUAGAAGCAACAGCGUCGGUGCUCUUAGGGAGAGGGGGUUGCUAACAAUGAAGGAGCGAGUAGCCUUCUUCGAAGACAAGCUGUCGCGCCACCAAGCGCUCAUGGAGGCUGAGGCGCAAAGCCUCGCUAGACUUAAACUCAACUCUAAUAAAGAAGAAAUGUUGUGGCCAUCACGGAGAGGCCCAUUGCGGCUAGAGGCGAUAUACAAGAUUCGGCUACCUUUGAUAGUAGACGAGUCAGGGACGCCGUGGGGUAGAGCUCCGAUCAUUGGCCCGGGAAAGCCUGAAAAUCAGAACCACGCCAUUGCCUUUUCGCGAAUGGACACUAUGCAGGUGAUGGACAUGAAUAUGGAGUCAUACCUCGAAGAAGCUAUGAAACUCCGUAAUUUGCUGCAGGAAUUCGCACUGAACGCACGCAUGCGGAUUCUAGGCUUCAGGGAGCAUAUAUUUACAGAGAACGUUUCAAGUUUGGCCAGUUAUAUGGCCCUGCAGGAAAACCUUUUCACAACAACCAACCAACGUUUGUGCGGAUGCACUAUGGUCAUCCUGACAUCUUCGAUCGUUUCUUCGUACAGACGUGCGGCUCUUGUUCAAAGGCUUCCAACGGAAUUAACCUCUCAGAAGACAUUUUUGCCGGUUUUAAUUGUACUGCUAGAGGUUAUUGUGUGCACCACGCUGACUACAUACAGAACUCAAAGAGAGGGCAGUGCGCUUGAUUCUGUGUGCACUUGGUGUGGAAAGGGGCGGGAUGUCGGUCUACAACAAGUCGUCAUGUUCGAAAAAAAGGUUGCUGGGGGAAACGGAGAACAAGUUCUUAGUCGGGAUCUAAAUCGCCUUGUUUCGAACAUGGACUUCUUUCGAGUGCUGUCUUUAUGGUUUACCGGCCCUGGGUUUUUCUUAAACUCUGUUAUCCUCGUUCUGGCUGCCUACGUGUGCCUGUACACAAAAUGUUUCUUGGCUUUUGCCAAGUACAACUAUAGUGGGCCGAUUGAAAGCGCUCUACAAUAUGUAUUAACGCCCUCCACAUACGUUCAGUUCCAGCUCGGAAUGCUGCUCGUCUUACCACUCAUACCGUGGCUGUUUCUAGAGAAGGGUCUUGGAUCUGCAUUGCGGAAACUUCUCGACCUCUUCAGCAAGUUUUCUGUCACCUAUUACAACUUCAUGAUGAUGACUGUGCAGUACGCUGGCCUUGAUGCUGGUGUUCUUUUACUCGACACUUGGCCAAUUUUGCUAAUGGCCGCUUCGAUUAUUUCUGUUCCCUUCAUCUUCAACCCCCUGGGAUUUUACUAUCCUAGACUGCGCCAGGACUUCACGAGCUGGAAUACGUGGCUGUCCUCCCAAGUAGGUCUUCCUUCUGGUCCCUUGAUGCGCUUGAGCAGCCAUAUUUCCAUCCAACGUGCGCCGGUGCACGCAGCAACAAUUGACCAUUUUCCUUGGUUGCAGGAAUUGGGUAUGCCAAAGGAAUCUGGGACAACAGUCCUGCUCCUGUGGCUCGUCAUAACCAAGAAAGUGUCGCUGGCAUCCAUCAUCGUUUCUUUAUUUGCUCUUUGCCUUUUUAUCUACGGGGCCCUCGAGAUGGCUUUCGCGCUUUUGGACCGGUGGGCAGUCCGCAGCGAAAUGCUGUCAGAUGUAGUCCGGAUGUACCACCGAUGCGCAGGAUUCUGCACGUUUGCCCCGCUGUUAGUCCUCUCAGCCAUUACCACCAGCGUGCAUCACCUGCAAACGCGAAUCCUGUUCAAUCCGACUUUUGUAUCCAUUGUUAAAAGCGGCCUGGUGCAGCGUGAACAAGUUGAGAAGAGUGGCCGUGGCCACAGCUGA